AUGGAAGAUGAUGUGGAGUCGGAUGAUGAGGUUGAAGCUCUUCGUGACGGCCUUCUAGCAGUGAAAUUCUCCAAGGAUCUUAAGCAACGGAUUCGUACACCGUGGCUUGCCAAUUUGGAAGUUUGGUUUCAGCGGCCAAAAGAGAUUGUUCGGAAAUUGGUUUCUGGAGAUCUAGACCUUGGUAUUGUGGGUUUUGAUACAGUCAGUGAAUAUGGCCAGGGGAAUGAAGAUCUUAUUCUUGUUCAUGAUGCUCUUGAGUAUGGGGACUGCCAUUUAUCACUGGCUAUUCCCAAAUAUGGGAUUUUUGAGAACAUAAAUUCUCUAAAAGAGCUAGCACAAAUGCCUCAAUGGACUCCUGAAAAGCCUCUGCGAGUUGCUACUGGAUUCACCUACCUAGGUCCUAAAUUUAUGAAAGAAAAUGGACUAAAGUGUGUGACUUUUUCAACUGCUGAUGGAGCACUGGAGGCAGCUCCUGCGAUGGGCAUAGCUGAUGCAAUUUUGGACCUUGUGAGUAGUGGAACAACACUGAAAGAAAACAACUUGAAAGAAAUUAAAGGCGGAAUUGUGUUGGAAAGCCAGGCUGUUCUUGUUGCAAGCCGGAAAGCAUUGAUCCAGAGGAAAGGUGCAUUGGACAUAACGCAUGAGAUUCUUGAAAGAUUGGAGGCACAUUUGAGGGCUGUUGGUCAGUUCACAGUUACUGCAAACAUGAGGGGAAGUAGUGCAGAGGAAGUGGCUGAGAGAGUACUGAGUCAGCCAUCAUUAUCUGGACUGCAGGGACCUACUGUAAGUCCAGUAUUUCGUAAACGUGAUGGGAAGGUAGCCUCAGAUUACUUUGCCAUAGUCAUAUGUGUACCCAAAAAGGCAUUGUACAAGUCUGUAAAACAACUGAGAGCGGUUGGAGGCAGUGGAGUUCUUGUUUCCCCUUUGACCUACAUUUUUGAUGAAGAGACUCCAAGAUGGCACGAGCUUCUCAGAAAACUUGGACUUUAGUCCAUUGUAGUAAUUGUGUUGAGCAUGUUAUUGCAGCUAUGCUGUUUGCAUCAAUGUUGAAGAGUUUUUUGUGCUCAUCCCAGCUAGAAGGCAGACUUGAUCAUACACGAUGUACUUUAGUAAUGAAUUUUUUCAAGCAAUUUUUGUGAUCUUAUUUUUUAUAUUUA
Molecule: messenger RNA, 1157 nt
Organism: Quercus lobata
Lineage: Eukaryota; Viridiplantae; Streptophyta; Magnoliopsida; Fagales; Fagaceae
Product: ATP phosphoribosyltransferase 2, chloroplastic-like
Exons: 10
Coding region: 1-990 (329 amino acids)
Biological process (GO): L-histidine biosynthetic process
Cellular component (GO): cytoplasm
Molecular function (GO): magnesium ion binding; ATP phosphoribosyltransferase activity
Source: RefSeq, a predicted model, not a curated record